AUGACCUUCAAGACCCUCAACUCAACCAAGAAAAUAUUCUACUACACUUUCUUCCCAACCAAAGAAGAAGAAGAAUCAUCAAAAACCCGGCCAGCACCCGGCCGCCGCCGCCAGAUAAUUGAGAUCUGGGACGAUUUCCGGCCACCGUCUGGUGGCAGUUGGCCGAUAAACAAAACCCUGACCAAACUCGAAAUUGAGUCCGGCAAGCUUGUUUUGUCAUGCAACGACAUGUUUGAAUACGUCCUUAGGUAUUGGCCCGUUGAGUUGGCAAAAAGCAUCGUUAGCGAAGGGCAAAGGGUUUAUGUUGCUGUUUGUGAUGCCACACAAGAGCUUAAGUACCCAAGAAAGUAUGGCAUGGAUCAAGCUUAUGUGGAGAUGGUGAAAAAGGACAAUUUUGCCCUGGUGUGCAUGACUUUGGUGAAGGAUAGGAACUUGAAGAUCUAUGAUGAGAUUUCCUUAAAAUGGGAUGAUAAAAGAUUGUGUUUUAUGUUCAAAUUGUUAUUGUUGUAG
Messenger RNA from Striga asiatica, 510 nucleotides. NCBI's taxonomy places the organism in Eukaryota, Viridiplantae, Streptophyta, Magnoliopsida, Lamiales, Orobanchaceae. The record is from the annotation of a GenBank genome assembly.